Pseudo-nitzschia multistriata is the source of this 2284-nucleotide messenger RNA. The record is from the annotation of a GenBank genome assembly. Lineage: Eukaryota; Bacillariophyta; Bacillariophyceae; Bacillariales; Bacillariaceae.
AGCGUUUUGGUUCGAGUUCUCCUCGUCCAGUCCAAAAAAAGUUCUCGUUCGAUUUUGGUGAUCACACCGACGGGUCCUGGACGAACACACACGAACACGGGUUCUGUCCCGACGAUGGACGAAUCGCAGGACAGGUCGUACGAGUACGAGUACGAAUUGUACUGUGUGUGCUGUGCUGUACGAUGUAGUGCGGACAGAAGGAGACGUUCUCGUUCUACUAGCUGGCACGGUACUACACGUACACAUACGUACGCUCCUUACCAAUCGAUCGUUUUGGUUUCAUUCACGAAUUCUGUCCGAUUCGAUCAAGGAUGGGCAAUGGAACGGAAAGGACGAGCAGGAGGAGUGGAAUCAACUCAAUGAACGGUACCUACGAACUUACGUACGUACCGUAUGCACCUGUAACCUUCUACACCGUGCCGCAUCAGCCGGCAGCAGCGGGCCGCAACAAGAAUGAAGAACCUCCACCGUACACAAUACGAUACCGUACCGUACCGUACAUUACAAAACAGCGAAUCCCACAAGCCGCAGGGCCAAGGCUUCACAAGAACAACAAGAACAACAACAGCGGCAGCGGCAGCAGCAGCAGCAAGAGCAAGAGCAACCACCAAGCGAUCGCACGGUACCCCGCCCAUCCCAGAACACCGCAGCCGAGACAGCCGGUCGCAUCGGAGCAAACGGAAUUCCCCAAAGCACACCGGAGCGCAGCGACAAAGCCUCCGUUCCUUCCUCUUGGUUGGGUGCUCGUCCUUUUUCGUUUUCGUUUCGGAAGGCCUUUUUCACCGGUCGUUUGCAGCGCAGCGCACCGCAACGCACAAGGAUGCAUUCCCGGGCGGCGGCGCGGGCAGCAAGAAUCGCCACCCGCCUUUCGGGCGGAAGAACGCACGGACCGGCCCCCCGCGGCGCAAGCGUCCUCUCGAAGAACGACCGCAGCGUUCGCGCUCGUCACCUUGGAGAUCGCCUCGCGGAAGGGAGGACCCCCCCCUACCGGGGCCUGUCGUCUGCGGCGGCGGAGGCAAAGGGGGAAGGCCCACCGGCCCCCCGGAGGAGGGCCCUGCCCACCAAGGACCCGAUCGUGCUGGUGCGUACUUUUGGCCGUCGUUGUGCCCCAACCGUGUUUUGGUGUGUUGGUUUGUGUUUGGCGAUUGCUCGGGUGUUCUUUGUUUGCAGUCGAGUUGGGUUGGGGUUGGGGUUGAGUCGAGUCGAGUCGAGUUUAGGUUGGUUCCGGUUCUGGCUUGCGGCGGCAGCACGAUUCCCGAGUGACCCCUCGGGCGUACGAAUCGAACCGAACCGAAUCGCGCCGAGUUGCGUUGCGGCAUCCCAACUACCAGCAACCCAACCCCUGUUGGAAUCCCGCUCGAACGCUCGGUUGUCAAUAGAUUGCGACGGAUCCAACGAAUUCCAAAAUCGAAACGACCAACACUCACCGUUUUCUUGCCUUGCGUUCCCGUGCACCAACACUUCGUAUCGCCGUCGUCUGGGGGAAUCGGAUGCGACGAAACGAAACAAAACAAAACAAAACAAAACAAACCGAAAUGCGAUCACGCGAACAAACGAUUGCGAUUCAACGAAACGACAAUCGACAAACGAACGAUCCAAAACCGCAACACAACACAACACACAGACGGAACAGGCGGCCGAGCGGAUAAAGGCAAUCCUGGAGGGAGACAACGCCAGGGGAGCGGUCGGGAUCCGGCUGGGCGUCAAGCGCCGGGGCUGCAACGGCCUCUCGUACACCCUCAACUACGCCUUUGAGGAGCCGGAGAAGGACCUCAGGAUGGAGGCCCACGGGGUCACGGUCUUUGUCGAGCCCAUGGCACUCUUCAACGUCGUCGGGACCGUCAUGGACUGGGAGGAAACCGAGCUCUCGAGCGAGUUCACCUUCAAGAACCCCAACUCCAAGGGCGAGUGCGGGUGCGGCGAAUCCUUCACGGUGUGAAACCAAACCAAACCAAACGAGGAGAGGCGAAGCGCAACCAACCACGAAACGGAGCGAUGGGACGCGCACUUCCAUACAUUGCAAUGCGAUCGUUGCCAUGCGGUGGAAUGAAAUCGCUGCGACGCGAUACGAGGCAAUGCCUUGUUUUGGGAACCGAUCGGGCGGCUUGCGUGUGUGUGUUUGUGUGUGCCUCCGCCACCCUUCGUCUGUCUUCGAAUCGCAAAACGAACGCACUCCCUGCCGCGAAACAAUCGAACGCAACCACGUCGUGGCGUUCCCGCUGUCUCAUCUAUGUACGAUACAAUACGAUACGAUACUACAUACAAAUAAGAAUACAUCAAUUAA